This is a messenger RNA of Stomoxys calcitrans (stable fly), 2760 nucleotides long. RefSeq lists its product as uncharacterized. NCBI's taxonomy places the organism in Eukaryota, Metazoa, Arthropoda, Insecta, Diptera, Muscidae. The record is from RefSeq and is a predicted model, not a curated record. The coding region runs from base 1 to 2760 and encodes 919 amino acids. Gene Ontology annotation, molecular function: nucleic acid binding. Gene Ontology annotation, biological process: DNA integration. The transcript has a single exon.
AUGGACGUCAUGAUAUUUGGUGCCACAUGCGCUCCCAGCAUAUCGCAGUAUGUGAAGAAUUACAAUGCUGACAAAUUUCUGGAAGAGUUUCCCCUUGCUGCAAAGGCAAUCAAACAAAAUCAUUAUGUGGAUGAUUUGCUAUGUUCUAUUGAUACGGCUGAGGAGGCAAUAAAAUUGGUUAAAGAUGUGUGCUUUGUACAUCGCCAAGCUGGUUUCAAUAUAAGAAACUGGGUGUCCAAUAGCAGGGAGGUUAGGAAUGCAUUUGCAUCUACUCUUUCGGAGAAAGUUAAAUGCAUAAAUUUUAAAGCCGAAAACAGUGUUGAGAAAGUACUGGGCGUUUUUUGGGAGCAUGAUGAGGAUGUUAUAACAUUUAAAAUAGCAUCAUGGCUUCUGGAGGGUGAAUUAUUGUCAACCAAAAAAGCUCCAACUAAGCGAGAAAUGCUUAGACUAGUAAUGUCCAUUUACGACCCCCUGGGACUAAUUGGACACAUAGUUAUGUUCGUGAAGGUUCUCAUGCAAGAAGUUUGGAGGUCCAAAUCGGGGUGGGAUGAACCAAUCCAUCACGAAUUGGCGGCAAAAUGGAGUCACUGGUUACGAAUUUUGCCAGACAUCGAAAACCUCAAAAUAGAAAGAUGCUAUCUAAAAACUUUUCAUAAUUAUGAAGGCGUUAAUGUCCAGCUGCAUACCUUUGUGGAUGCCAGCAAGGACGGUUAUGCUGCUGUAUGUUAUUUAAGACUGAAGAAAAAUGCCGAUGUGGUUUGUUCGUUAGUGACUGCCAAAACCAGAGUUGCCCCAAUUAAAAUAACGUCAGUGCCUAGGCUUGAACUUAUGGCAGCUUUAAUAGGAGCGCGUCUAGCGAAGUUUGUGCUGGAUAAUCACGAAAUUGGAAUUUCUAAAAAAUAUUUUUGGAGCGAUUCGAAGACAGUUUUGAGUUGGAUCAACUCUGACCAUCGCAAAUAUAACCAGUUUGUUGCAUUUCGGGUUACGGAAAUCCUGGAACUCUCAUCAAUCAGCGAUUGGAAUUGGGUUCCAAGUAGAGAGAAUGUGGCCGAUGAUGCCACAAAAUGGUCGAAAAUUCCAAAUUUUUCCGAUUCUAGUAGGUGGUUCCAUGGACCAGCUUUUUUGUUCCAACCUGAAGAAAUGUGGCCCCAAAAGACGGGUUUUAGUGGUAAUACAGAGGAGGAACGAAUACAUACCUCGUACCCAAUAAAUAAAUACGAGCCCAUUUUAAAUGAGCUGCGAUUUUCGAAAUGGAAUCGGCUGGUGAGAGCUAUUGCUUAUGUGGUCAAAUUUAUUACUAUUUGUCGAAAAAAUGAGCCCAGAUGCCAAGGAUUAACACUGGAUUAUUUAAAGAGAGCGGAGCAUAUAAUAUAUAAACAGGUGCAAUCUGUGACUUACUCAGCUGAAAUUGCUGCCCUGAAUACAAAGUCUCCUGUGCCAAAAUCCAGCGAAAUUUUUUCAAAAACACCCUAUUUGGAGGAAGGGCUUUUACGAGUUGAUGGCAGAAUAGAUUUGGCAAAUGUUACAUUUGACCAAAAGCGUCCAAUAAUAUUGCCCAGAAAACAUUAUGUUACCAAAUUAAUAAUUCUUCAUUAUCACGAAAAAUUUCAUCAUAUGCAUCAUGAAACAGUUGUGAAUGAGCUGAGGCAAAAGUAUGCCAUCUCGAAACUUCGCACCACUGUAAAGACUAUUUUUCGUUCCUGUCAAUUCUGUAAAAUCACCAAGGUGGUGCCUAACCCCCCUCAGAUGGCAAAGUUACCUCGAGCUCGUGUAGCUGCUUAUGCAUCUCCAUUCUCUUAUACUGGAGUAGACUUCUUUGGGCCCAUAUUGGUCAGUGUGAAUCGCCACAAAGAGAAACGAUAUGGCUGUUUGUUUACGUGCCUCACUAUAAGGGCCGUUCAUAUUGAGAUUGCACAUUCUCUUACGACAAGCUCUUGUAUUUUGGCUAUUCGCAAUUUUAUGGCGCGUAGAGGUACACCGCAUGAGUUCUAUAGCGACAAUGGAACUAAUUUUAUUGGAGCAGAGAGGGAACUAAGAGAGGCGCUAGCAGAGGUUAACAAAAACGAAUUACUCGAAACUUUUACAACUGCCAACACCAAAUGGAAUUUUAAUCCUCCUGCUUCACCCCACAUGGGAGGCGCCUGGGAGCGUUUAGUUCGCUCAAUCAAAAUGGUUUUGUAUAAGAUCAUGCCCUCAAGGCACCCUACUGAUGAGCUACUUUUGAGCAUGUUAAUCGAGGUGGAAAAUGUGAUAAAUUCGAGGCCGCUCGCAUAUGUUCCAAUUGAAGAACAUAUGGCAGAAGCUUUAACCCCGAAUCAUUUUCUUGUGGGAAGCUCCAAUGGGCUAAAACCCUUAACUACAGUUUACGACAGUGGAACCUUAUUGAGACAGAGCUGGCUUAUUUCUCAACAAUAUGGCAACAUAUUUUGGAAGAAGUGGCUGGCCGAAUAUUUACCAUCGCUUACUUGUAGGACAAAAUGGCACGAGAAAUCAAAGGCAUUAUGUCAGGGGGAUUUAGUUAUCAUUGUAGACCCUUCUUUACCUAGAAAUGUCUGGCUGCGAGGCAAAGUACUUGAAACGAGGUUGGCACCAGAUGGUCAGGUCCGCAGCGCAAAAAUAUUGACAUGUCGAGGCGUAAUGGAGAGACCUGCAACGAAGCUGGCAAUUUUGGAUGUUGCUGCUCAAACUAAGUCUGACGUAGAAGAAGCUUCUUGUCAUACUCCGGGGGGAAUGUUGACGCCAAUCUCAAAAAUGCCUUAA